Parasteatoda tepidariorum (common house spider) is the source of this 2429-nucleotide messenger RNA. RefSeq lists its product as uncharacterized. The record is from RefSeq and is a predicted model, not a curated record. NCBI's taxonomy places the organism in Eukaryota, Metazoa, Arthropoda, Arachnida, Araneae, Theridiidae.
GUAUCCAGUCAAGAUGGUAUUUCGCAUCUUUUGAAGGAGCAUGAUGUCGCAAACCAUUUGCAAUUCGUUGAAGGAAUAAUGCAUUGCGGGCGUAAAAGGGUUUCAGACAGAGAAUUGCAUUGCUGAAUGCAUUUACCAACCAAAACCCCGCUAAUCUCAUCUAGUUCGCGCUCGCUGAUGUGAAUUUUCAUAAGCGAUUAUUUUUCACCAGCAGGGUGAAUGUUUUGGUUGUCGCCUUCAUUUUUCCCUUGGCGGUGGUCGGACUUCGGAGAAUCGCAUGCAGUGUAGGCCUUCCAUGCAACAGACUUGCUUAAGAAGCGCGAAUCUGAUUAAUAUUCUACGCAGAUGUAUCAAAUUUAUUGCUGCAAAACUUUAUCAUAAUUUUGAACCACAUAUCUUUAAAUUAUAUCUGGCAAUCAUGCUAAACCUGUCAUCUUCUUUUUUCUUGCUCUCGUUUGUAUGCUGUCGAGCUUUCCAUGAUUUAGACUUUUUCAAAGUUUUGAGUUUAUAAAGUUGAAAAAAUAGGCUUUCUUAAAUGUGCAAAAUGUAUUACUUACGAACGCAAAAAACGAAAGCAUUUCUUCCAGCUGAAAGAACGACCCAGUUCUAGUUCUGUUAAUCGUAAAUGGGAAUAUUAUAUGGAAAUAAUGAGAUAUCAACAAAAACUGCCUAGUUCUUUAAAAUAUCUUUUAUGUCUUUAUUUUUUUUUUCGUUUUUAAAUCUUAAUUCUUUUCAUAGAGAAAGAUAUAAGAUCUUGAAGAUUGUUUUAAUUUGUAGUUUUGUUUCAAUGUUGUGAAGAACUUGCACAGAAGCUUUAUUUUUUAUUCUAUUCUGCUGGUGAUAGAUAAGUUGUUCAACAUAUUUUAGGAAUUAUUAAUGUCAAAAGUUUUCCCAGUGCUGCUUUUCUGUUGAACUUAUUCAUGCACUUGGACAUAUUCUCCACUCUGUGCAAUGGAUCGCAAAAAAAAUAUGUGACUGAACCGAAGUUUUGACAUUAAGAAAUAUUUUCACUUGCCACUUGUUGGAACUGAUUUACUGCUUACAAAUGUUAAUCUACUGCAAGUUUGCCUGAUUAUUUUUAAAAUUAUAAACUAUUUGAUUAUCUGCAGUAAAAUGGACACACGAAGAAAUGCUUGUAAAACUCAGUAAACUGGAAAGCUUUAUACUUUAUUAAGGAUUUUUUUAGUUAAAAACCGGGAUUUUUCAUAUUUUCAAUUUUAAAAUUUCUACUUGAUUCGUUUAAAAAAACCAAAUAAUUUACCUUUUUUUUAAAACUUUCGAACUGCAAUAUCGCCAUAAAAUCACUAAUUUAUCUGACUUAACAUCAAGUUUUUACAUAUUUCUUUUGGCCUAAUUAUGAUGACUUCACCAAUUCGCAGUGAGGGUGAUAGGUAUAACACGCCAUACCCUAGAAAUGCAAAACGCCAAAGCUCUCUUUUUCACAGUGGUGUUCUAUUGCUUGAGGAUGCAGAGAGAGCUCCUGAAUAUCUUCGCAUUACAAUAGACUCUGAUCCAGAUGAGCCAGAUGAAAUGGAAGUAAAUAGAUCUGAUUCGGAGGAAGAUGUAGUUGUGCUUGGAGAGAAACGUCCUACCUAUGAAGAGAUAACUCUGGAGGAGGAUGAUGAAGGUGAAGUCAGAGAAAAAGUUGUUGAAAAAGAAAAACAAGAACCAAAGUCUGGAGAGGAACCAUUAUAUGAAUGCACUUUUUGUGAUAAAUCUUUUAGAGUAGAAUCAUUGCUGAAGUUCCAUGUUAAAAUGCACAAUUCAUCCAAACCAGUGAUCUCUGAACCAUCAUCAUCAAUGACCAGUCCAGCAAUUGAUGAUAGAAAAACAGUUGAUAAUACACCAAAGAAAAAGAGGCAUUCUGUUGAUAAUCAGGAUGAAAGCCGACAGAAAGUGAAUUCAAAGUAUCUCCAUAAGCACAGAACCCGCCAAGAAAAGCAUAAAAGUCAUAAGCAUAAAAAGCACAAAAGGUCGAUAUCAACAUAAUCUUCAGUUUUAUUGUAUUUCAGUUUUCAUAGUUCUUAUCAUAUGUUCAGUAAUUUAUGUUCAUUUCUGUGUAUAUUUUCAGUUUAUUUUUUUUCCUGAACAGUGUAAUAUAAGGCAAACGAAUUAAAAAACUAUAUAUUAUGUAGAUAAAUAUUAAUUUUGAUUCCUUCUCCUUUAAGUUUAGAAAUAUUUUGAAUCUUUUAUGUUUUUAAUUUUUUUUUCUUAAAUUUUUUAUUGGAGUUGCAAGCUAUAUUCCCAUCAAAAAACAAAACUAGUUAGGGUUUAUUUAAAAGUACAUGGUGUAAUUAGUUACACAUUACUUUAUUGCCAUUUCAAAAUCUAUUUUCCUUGCAAUAUUAUGAAAAAUGCAAUUUUUAGUUGCUAUUCACGCUAGUUUAGUUUUUAUAAAUAUUUCCAGGCAUAGUUUAUGUUGGCUGUUU